Gracilinanus agilis (Agile Gracile Mouse Opossum) is the source of this 355-nucleotide messenger RNA. RefSeq names its product breakpoint cluster region protein-like. The record is from RefSeq and is a predicted model, not a curated record. Gene Ontology annotation, molecular function: GTPase activator activity; guanyl-nucleotide exchange factor activity. The annotation marks the transcript as partial. Gene Ontology annotation, cellular component: membrane. Gene Ontology annotation, biological process: positive regulation of GTPase activity. Lineage: Eukaryota; Metazoa; Chordata; Mammalia; Didelphimorphia; Didelphidae. The transcript has 3 exons.
CCCAUGAAGCCCCUGAAGGCGGCCGCCACCACGUCACAGCCGGUGCUGAGCGGGCAGCAGAUCGAGACCAUCUUCUUCAAGGUGCCCGAGCUCUACGAGAUCCACAAGGAGUUCUACGACGGCCUGGGCCCCCGCGUGGACUGCUGGAGUCAGCAGCAGCGGGUUGGCGACCUCUUCCAGAAGCUGGCCAGCCAGCUCGGGGUCUACCGGGCCUUCGUGGACAACUACGAGGCCGCCAUCGAGAUGGCUGACAAGUGCUGCCAGGCCAACGCCCAGUUCGCCGAGAUCUCUGAGAACCUGCAGGCUCGUGGUGCCAAGAGCUCCAAAGACCCGACGCCCAAAAACUCUUUGGAAA